GCGAGCUGUUUGAGUGUUUCCAUGGCAACCAGCCCGAAGCCUCUGUCCAUCAGCUCUUGGUGCUGCAGCUGUGCACGCCACUCGGCACGUCGGUGUAAACCCCGCGGCAAUAGGACAUGGCUGAGAGAAGUCACGAAGAAGUAGAGAGAGAUGCAAAGGACACCGAUGAGCUUCUUUACACUGACCUGAGUGACAACAUCAGAGGGUUCGGACUGGACCAUCUGCCUCUCAAACCGGACCACUGUGACCUCCUCCUAGAUGCCAUUGAUGCUCAGCUCGGCCAGCUACAGGUCCAACCCCAGAAACAUCCAGCACUUUCCAGAGGGUGUGAUUGCAGUAAUGCGGCUCCUCUUGGCUGGUCUCGAUGUCCAAGCAAAGACACAGGCCUUGGAAGUACAAAACAGACAAAUGACACUCCCACGUCUUGUCUUGAUUUGAUACACACUCAAAGGAUAAGGCAAAAAUCAGAAAGGAGCACCAGCUGCCAGGAACAUACUGCCAUGCAUGUGGAAACUAAAAUGAGAUCAGAAAAGGAAAUAGAGUCUCGGAGGGAGCAGGUCAUCUGGAGGCUGGAGAGGCUACUUGGUGACACCUGUAACAAGGAUGGGAUUGCAGGAGAAAUGCACCCUCCUUCAGAGAGUAUCUGCACUGAGGACUUUGUCAGACGUUUCAGAGAAGAGAUGGUGGAACUGGCAUUUCCCGAGAAUAAUAUGCAGCAGCUAGACAAAGAAAAAGAGUCUGAGAAGACAGAGGUCUCUGACAGCGACACUUACUAUAAUGUUCCUGCUGUCGAGACUGCUUAUUAUUCCCAGGCAAAUACACCAGAUCAAAGAAAUGAACCAUAUUUUAGUGAGAAAGCAGGUGCUGGAGAGAAAUACCAGUCCUCACAGAGGGCUGAUGCAGGCAACACUUCUCAUAAGACAGAGGUUGUAACAGAACCUGAAAGGCUACAGCACAAUAACAGCCAUUCUCCUAAGUCCAGGUGCUUGCCAGGAGUGCAUGUGAGACGUUUUGACUCCGUGUCCAUUGACAGCGACCUUGACUCAGUCUGCACAGAGCAAAGCAGGCAGCAUAUUCACAGGCAGCCGGGAUGGCACGCACUCAUUCGGUCUGUCACGGGCAUAGACGGCAACUGCACCGACCAGAGUGGCUGUGAUACACCCGCACAGGAAGAGAGUGGACCUCCAUCUACAUCAGUCCAGAGACACACUCAUGGAAAUCUACAAAACAGAAGUCCUUCUGCUCAUAAAGCUCAGAGUAUCAAGAGAAAAACAUACAGACUUGUAUAUUCUUUGGAUGAAAAUGACCAGAAUGGAAAUGAGAAAAUGAACCACUGGACCAGGAGGUGCAGGUCUCAGAGGACAUCAGAGAAGAUGCAGUUAGAUAGGGCAAAGUUGAAAGAGCGCCUCUUUAACCUCCAACAAAAAUGUGAGAGGGAGGAGGAGGCACUAAGGUUGAAGAGGACUCAGUUAAAAGGUGUUGAGCUUUCCCUCUCUGAACUUCAACAGAAAAGAAAGUAUACCUUGCAGGAAUUAGAGCAACUGACUGCAGAGACAGCACAGAUGGAGAAGAAGAAGAGAAUUCUGGAGACCUUUCUGAGUGACAGCCAGGCAGAGAAGGACUCUAUUAGCUGCCAGUUGGAAAAGUUGCAGAGGAAGAGAGAGUCCUGCCUCCUUGAGGUUAGAAACAUGGAAGAAGAACUCGCGACUCUGAGUCAGCGUAAAGCGGCUCUAAAGGACAGAUCCUACAUGGAAAAGAACAGUGUCGUCAUGUCAGUUCUGGAGAGGGAGGAGAUGGAAAGACAGCUGGAUAGUUCAAAAACAGCACUAUUCGCUGAACAGCGUCGUGCAAGAGAGAAGCUCGAGUUCAUGCAAGAGAAGUUGGAGGAGACUUGUGAGGAGCUCCACAGGGCCACGGAGGCAGAGAACACACUGAGGAACAGGUGUGUUUGGUUGGAGGAGAAACAGAUGCAGAAAAAGAUGGAGAUUGAGGCACUUGAGGUUCAGGUAAGCAAGCUGCAGGCUGAACUUGGUGAAUCUAAGAUCAGGGUGGGUACCCUGGAGAAGAUCUUUGCCCAGAAGGAACGGCAGCUGAUAGAUUUCCAAGAACAUCGUAAGGCCUCACAAGCAGAAAGAGAUGGACUGAAGCAAGAGCUACAACACCUAAAAUCCCAGCUCUAUAAAUCAGUGGAGGAAGCCCAAGAGCAAGCCCAUAGAAUGAUGGUAAAUGCUGAGGCUUUCGCAGGGUCUUCUAAUUCUACAUUUUUUAAUAGAUCGUAUAUCAUAAUAUAUCACUCACAUGCAUCCCUAUUUUUAUAA
This is a messenger RNA of Monopterus albus (swamp eel), 2318 nucleotides long. RefSeq names its product trichohyalin-like. The transcript has 17 exons. The coding region runs from base 117 to 2318 and encodes 733 amino acids. Lineage: Eukaryota; Metazoa; Chordata; Actinopteri; Synbranchiformes; Synbranchidae. The record is from RefSeq and is a predicted model, not a curated record.